UCCGGGCGCAGCAGCUGAGGCCCGGCAGCGACGCCGACGUCCUGCGCGUACCCCCUCGCCCCGCGGCCCGGCCCCCUCCUCCUCCGCGGCGGCCUCCAUCUUCCUCUGCUGCCCGCGGUGGCACUUGUCCGGCGGAGCUGGGCUGAAAGACACACAGAAGUCUUCAUGGAUAUAGUUGAUACAUUUAAUCAUUUAAUUUCUACUGAACACUUAGAUGAUGCCCUAUUUCUAGGAUCCAACCUGGAGAAUGAAGUCUGUGAGGAUUUUAGUGCAAGUCAAAAUGUCUUAGAGGACUCGCUGAAGAACAUGCUCAGCGAUAAGGAUCCUAUGCUAGGAUCUGCAAGUAACCAGUUCUGUUUGCCCGUUUUGGAUAGCAAUGAUCCCAAUUUCCAGAUGCCUUGUUCAACAGUUGUUGGUCUUGACGAUAUUAUGGAUGAAGGAGUUGUUAAAGAAAGUGGCAACGAUACCAUUGAUGAAGAAGAAUUGAUGUUACCCAACAGGGAUUUGAGGGACAAAGUAGAAGAAAACUCAGUGAGAUCACCAAGAAAAUCACCUCGUUUAAUGGCACAAGAACAAGUAAGAAGUUUGCGACAAAGCACUAUUGCCAAGCGUUCAAAUGCCACACCCUUAAGUAGCACAAAAAAAACAUCUGGGAAGACUGUGUCUACCUCCAAGGCAGGGACGAAACCAGCAGAGAGACGGCAGGUGAAAGAGGAAGGUUGUGUGUCCCUGAAAGCUGAGCACCAGAAGGAGAGCAGAAGGAGCAGCCGACACGCUGGACAGACUGAGGUGACCCCACGAGGACCAGUGACUCCAGGCCAUUCUCCAGGAUCGUCCGGCCUUGAAAUGAAGGCUGACACUGGGCUGGGUGCCCAGCCUGCGUGUGAUAGUCAGGGAGAAACUGGUGUGCUGUCUCACGGAUUAAACUGUCCACUUCUUCCAGAGACUUGUGUCUCAGGUGAAGAAAAGAAAAACGAAGCUCUGAUGGAAUAUAAAAUCAAGAGUGUUAGCAGCCCAUUGUUUAAGUUUUCAGAUAAGGAGGAAGAUGAACAGAAGGAUUCUGUUUUGAGUAAAAUGGAUGAGACUGUUGAGGAAAGGAUGGCAAAGGAAAAGCUUGAACAAGAAUCAAAGGAUAUAGUAAAAUUAUCCCAUGAAGAUGACCAAAUUAUUGAGGAGCCUGAAUGUUCUGCUGUUACUUCUAGUGAUACAGUGUAUAUAAAUACAGAUAGCACAGAAAGGAAUGUUGCUGGUUUGUCUACUUCAGUGGGUGAGGUGACUGAAUGCCAUUUGGAACUGAAUACCAUGGGUGUUGAGGAAGCUGAGAACUCCCUUCAGAGACAUGCAACAGAGUUGCCAGGUUGUGCAGACACAGAGUCCAGUGAUGCACUGUUGAAGAGCACAGAGUUUAAUAAAUCAGCGCUAGAGGUGGUUGGUGCUAAUGUUUUUGAGCCAGAAGAUGUUUUAGAAAAUGCUGUUUGCAGUGUGCCUGACAAAAAUUCAAAACAAUUGAACAUUAUUGAAAGUGUUCAAAUGGAGUCUCAGGAGACAGCAAAUGUUCAGAAUGAUAGAAGCAGUCAGUCAAAUAGUAUUUCUUGUGUAGAGUCAAAAAACAAAUCUAAACAUAUAAAACCUGUAACUCAUUCUAAGCAAAACAUGACCACAGAUACUCUGAAGAAAAUUGUUGCAGCAAAGCAAGUAGUGCAUAACAAAACUAAUGUCAAAAAUGCAAAACGAAAUGCUGAUGAACCAGAAUCUCAGCAAAAUUUCCAUAGGCCAGUUAAAGUGAGGAAAAAAAUUGAUAAGGAAUCAAAGACAAAUUCUGGGAUUAAGGCUGUGAAAAGCCAAGCUCAUUCUGUAUUCAAAAAAACAUCACAGGAUCAAAACUCAGUGCAGACCUCUAAACCUUUAACACAUUGUUUGGGUGACAAACUUCUUCACAGUCAUCCUAGUCCUGCUCAAACGGGACACUCACUACAUUCCAGCCACAAGCCAUGCUCUAAGCCUCAGCAGCAGGUCCUAGCAGCUAGAGUUCCCAGUCACGGGAGAGAAGAGUCUGACCACACAGGCCCUGAGCACUACAAGGAAGAGGAUAAGCUGAAACUGAAAAAGCCGGAGAAGAACCUGCAGCCUCGUCAGAGAAGAAGCAGCAGAAGUUUUUCUUUGGACGAGCCCCCAUUGUUUAUUCCAGACAACAUAGCGACUGUAAAAAGAGAAGGUUCUGAUCAUAGCUCCUUAUUUGAGAGCAAAUCUGUGUGGGCUCCCAGCAAGCAGUGUGGGUUUUGCAAAAAACUACAUGGCAACAGGUUUAUGGUUGGUUGUGGGAGAUGUGAUGACUGGUUUCACGGCGAUUGUGUUGGACUAAGUCUUUCUCAAGCACAACAGAUGGGAGAGGAAGAUAAAGAAUAUGUGUGUGUGAAAUGUUGUGCUGAAGAAGAUAAAAAGACUGAAAAUUUAGACACAGAUUAUUUUGAAAAUCAAGGUACAGUUGAAGCUCAUAGUGAAGAUAAAAAAAUGGAAUAUGAAAAACUUGGAUUAUCAAAGCACAUGACAACAAAUGACAAAACCAAAUGUACAGAUGAUGCAGUGAAGCACAAGGUCAAAAUUUUAAAACGGGAAUCUCCUGAAGGCAGAAAUUCAUCAGACUGUAGAGAAAAUGAAAUAAAAAAAUGGCAGCUAGCUCCUCUUCGAAAGAUGGGACAACCAGUUUUACCACGGAGAUCCUCCGAAGAAAAAAGUGAAAAAAUACCGAAAGAAACUACAAACAUUAUUUGCACAGCUUCAAAACCAGGUACUCACGAGAAGCAGGAGGUGAAGAGGAAGAAAGUGGAGAAAGGAGUGCCCAGCGUGCAUCCUGCUGCUCCCCGUGCCUCAAAGCCUUCUGCGGAUCAGAUCAGACAGAGCGUCAGGCACUCUCUGAAAGACAUUCUUAUGAAAAGGCUUACCGAGUCAAAUUUGAAGGUACCAGAAGAAAAGGCAGCAAAAGUUGCCACAAAAAUUGAAAAAGAACUUUUCUCCUUUUUUCGGGACACAGAUGCUAAAUAUAAGAACAAAUAUAGAAGUUUGAUGUUCAAUCUAAAAGAUCCUAAAAACAAUAUAUUGUUUAAAAAAGUAUUGAAAGGAGAAGUAACCCCUGAUCAUCUUAUAAAAAUGAGUUCAGAAGAACUGGCUUCUAAGGAGUUAGCUGCUUGGAGACGCAGAGAAAACAGACAUACCAUAGAGAUGAUUGAGAAAGAGCAGAGAGAAGUGGAAAGACGACCAAUCACAAAAAUAACUCACAAAGGUGAAAUAGAAAUUGAGAGUGAUGCACCAAUGAAGGAGCAGGAAGCAGCCAUGGAGAUUCAGGAGCCGACAGCCAGUAAGUCAUUGGAAAAGCCAGAGGGAUCUGAAAAACACAAAGAAGAGAAUGACUCCAUGUCUAAAGAUACCACUAGUCAACACAGACAGCAUCUUUUUGAUCUUAACUGCAAAAUCUGCAUAGGUCGAAUGGCACCACCUGUAGAUGAUCUUUCUCCAAAAAAGGUCAAAGUUGUCGUUGGAGUAGCUCGAAAACAUUCAGACAAUGAAGCAGAAAGUAUAGCAGACGCAUUAUCUUCAACUUCAAGUAUUUUGGCUUCUGAAUUCUUUGACGAGGAGAAACAAGAGUCUCCAAAAUCAACAUUCUCUCCUGCUCCACGUCCAGAGAUGCCUGGAACUGUUGAAGUUGAGUCUACCUUCCUGGCUCGAUUGAACUUCAUCUGGAAAGGUUUUAUCAACAUGCCCUCUGUGGCAAAAUUUGUUACCAAAGCCUACCCAGUAUCUGGCUCAUCUGAAUACCUGACGGAGGAUCUACCAGAUAGUAUUCAAGUAGGUGGCAGGAUAUCACCUCAGACAGUUUGGGAUUAUGUGGAAAAAAUAAAAGCAUCAGGAACCAAGGAGAUCUGUGUGGUUCGUUUCACACCAGUAACUGAAGAAGAUCAAAUUUCGUACACUUUGCUGUUUGCGUACUUCAGUAGCAGAAAGCGCUAUGGAGUGGCUGCUAACAACAUGAAGCAGGUUAAAGAUAUGUACCUUAUUCCUUUGGGUGCUGCAGAUAAAAUUCCACACCCUCUUGUGCCUUUUGAUGGACCUGGGCUUGAACUGCAUAGACCUAACCUAUUGUUGGGCCUAAUCAUUCGUCAGAAACUGAAGAGGCAGCAUAGUGCCAGUAUUGGAACUUGUCAUACAGCUGAGGCUACUGAAAGUGUACAGAUAGUCUUGCCACCUGACAAGAAACCUAAAAUAGAAGCUUCUACAGAGGAAGCACCAGAGGAAGAAAAUGACUUUUUUAAUUCCUUUACAACUGUGUUGCACAAGCAGAGAAAUAAGCCUCUGCAGAUUCUUCAGGAAGACCUGCCAACAGCUGUUGAACCUUUAAUGGAAGUCACCAAACAGGAACCACCAAAACCUUUACGAUUUCUUCCUGGGGUAUUAAUUGGGUGGGAAAAUCAACCAUCUGCUUUGGAAUUAGCAAAUAAACCUCUUCCUGUGGAUGACAUACUUCAAAGCCUUUUGGGGACCACUGGCCAAGUAUAUGAGCAGGCUCAGUCAGUGGUGGAACAGAACACUGUUAAGGAAAUCCCAUUUAUAAAUGAGCAAACUAACUCAAAAACAGAAAAAGUAGAUAAAGUGGAAGUAACAGAUGGUGAUGUCAAGGAGGUAAAACUUAAAGUAGACCAUCUUUCAGAAUCACCGGGUAAUUCAGGAGGAGGAGAAGAAACAUCAUUAGUGGGAACCUCUUCCAUUUCCCCAGGGCCUUUGACGAGUCUUAGUCUCAGAGGUAAACCACCAGAUGUUUCUACAGAAGCAUUCUUAACAAAUUUAUCAAUUCAGUCAAAACAAGAAGAAGCUGUGGAGAACAAAGAGAGAACACUAAAAAGACAACUGCUCCAAGAUCAGGAGAGUAAUUUGCAAGAUAAUCGGACUUCAAGUAGUUCUCCAUGCAGAUCUAAUGUAGGAAAAGGAAACACAGAUGGUAACAUGAGUUGCAGUGAAAAUCUUGUUGCUAAUGUAACAAGGGCCCCACAGUUUAUUAAUCUGAAAAGGGAUCCUAGGCAAGCAGCAGGACGGAGUCAGCAGAUAAUUGCUUCAGAAAGCAAAGAUGGAGAUGGUAGCCGCAAUGGAGAAAAACAUGCCCUGUCUGAUUUAGCACACAACAAGGAGCAACUGACAGAACAAAUCAUUGUGGAGGAAAAAGUGUCCUCUACUGAGAAAAACUCCUGUGUUCAGCAGAGUGAUAACUCAAAGAUUGCACAGAGCUCAGUGUCCGUAGAAAACACACCUUCUUCCCAAACAGAACCAGCAAAACCCUUACAGGAGGACAUUUUAACACAGAGUAUUGAAACUGUGCACCCAUUUAGAAGAGGAGUGGCUGGAACAGCAUCUCAUUUUGAACUUGGAAAUACAUGCCAGUCAGAAUUUCCUCCCAAAAACAUCAGCUUCACUCCCAGAAACACCAGCCCCCGAACAGGUAUGAACUUCUCACCCAUGCGGCCACAGCAGCCUGGCCUCCAGCAUCUCAAAUCUAGCCCUCCAGGGUUUCCAUUCACAGGGCCUCCUAACUUCCCCCCGCAAAGUAUGUUUGGAUUUCCACCACAUUUGCCGCCUCCACUACUUCCCCCUCCAGGCUUUGGCUUUCCUCAGAAUCCAGUGGUUCCUUGGCCACCUGUUCAUCUUCCCGGCCAACCACAACGUAUGAUGGGUCCCCUUUCACAAGCGUCAAGAUUCAUAGGCCCACAGAACUUCCACCAGGUUAAAGACAUUCGGAGGCCAGAAAGGCGCCAUAGUGACCCUUGGGGCAGGCAAGACCAGCUGCCACUGGAUCGGCCAUUCAGCAGGGGCAAAGGGGAUCGCCAGAGAUUUUACAGUGAUUCCCACCACUUGAAAAGAGAGCGACAUGAAAAGGAUUGGGAGCAAGACUCGGAAAGGCACAGACGCAGGGACAGAAGCCAAGACAAAGAUAGAGACAGAAAAACCAGAGAGGACGGGCACAAAGACAAAGACAGGCCCCGGUUACUCCAUGGUGAUCGAGGAGCAGAUGGGAAAGUGGGCAGAGAUAACAGAAAUGUAGACAAGCCAGACAAACCCAAAAGCGAAGACCACGAAAAGGACAAAGAACGAGAGAAAAGUAAACACAGAGAGGGGGAAAAAGACAGGGAUAGGUAUCACAAAGAUAGGGACCACACCGACAGAGCUAAAAGCAAAAGGUAAAAUUUGCAGGCUGCAUCAGGAUGACAUUUAAAGAACUGCGAAGUGCUGUGCCAUUCUCCAGCUGCCUGCCACGAUUGUCCUAUCUUUUAAAUUCUUGCUGUUGGUGAUUUGCAGAAACCUCAAUUCUGUCAGUGCAGAGUGCCCUGCACCCUGAAACUAGCUAUAGGAAUUUAAUAUUUUUAAAAGUUUUACAUUGCUGUAUAUUCAAAGAUUUGUUUUAUUAAUAUGCAAUAAAGGCUUAGAAAUUUUAGUUUUUAUUCCUUAAUUGGUAAAUAUGGUUGGCUAUGGAAAGUAUUUACUGCCUCUAGCGAGUGUCUUUUAUAUAAUGACUGUUGGAGAGUAAUGUGUGCUCUGCAAGUUUUAACAUUGCACUGUUUUCAAAGAAACUAUAGAGGAGCAACAACAAAAAGCCAAGCAGCUUCGUAACUAGAUUAUACUAAUCAUUCAGUUGAGCGGUUUUUGACCAAGAAUCAGAAGUCCAAGGAGUAUAUUUGUUACUUUAAUCUGUUCUCACUGAAGAAAUUUAUUACCAUACUACCAUAUACAACAGCGUUGCAGUGGUCCAUUGCUUUUGUUUUCAUUUUUUGGUUCUUCAGAAACUUGAAUAAGUAAGCUUGUACAUGAUCUUGUGUUUUGCUAUCCUUUUUAUUGUAAAAUGUAAAUAUUUUAAGGGAUAUUUUGAUUCUAAAUAUGAUAAAAAGAAUUUCUCAUCUA
Messenger RNA from Cavia porcellus (domestic guinea pig), 6939 nucleotides. RefSeq names its product PHD finger protein 3 (gene Phf3). NCBI's taxonomy places the organism in Eukaryota, Metazoa, Chordata, Mammalia, Rodentia, Caviidae. Bases 166 to 6225 code for a protein of 2019 amino acids. The transcript is spliced from 16 exons. Gene Ontology annotation, biological process: DNA-templated transcription. The record is from RefSeq and is a predicted model, not a curated record.